AUGUCCUCCGUCAUCUCUCGUCCGGCCGUCAGCAUCAAUCGACUUCCCCCCCGUCGUAUCCCAGCUGAACCGCGCGAGUCCAUGAAUUGCAAAUCCUGUCGAAAGCGCAAGAUCAAAUGCAAUCGCAUGCGCCCUAGCUGCGAGGCCUGCAGGGUCUUCCAAUGCCCGUGUAUCUACGACGCCGUGCCCAAGAAACGUGGCCCCAAAACAGACGUCCUCGAGGCCUUGCUCAAGCGCGUCGACAGCCUCGAGAAACGUCUCCAGGACGAGAACAAUCAUCCUAUCUCCCCCUCGUCACCACGCAUCCCGGACAAAGAACCCCCGGACCUGGCCUCCAUCGCCUCGACCGUACCCCCGCUGCCGGAUCCGUUGUCGCUGUCCCGUCCCUUUGCGAACCACCACCACCACCAGCCGUCCUCGCCUCCCGUGCAGCACUUCGCCUUGCCCGAUGCCGUCCUCGACGCUUACCUGGCCCGUAUCCAUGGCAAGCCCUACUUCAUUCUGGACGAGGCGGCGACACGGCAACGCCAUCAGUUGGGUCAGCUGCCCGUCGCCUUGUCCAUGGCAAUCUAUGCCAUCACCCUACGGUAUACAAGCUCCUCCAGCCCGCCUGACCACGUCCAGAUGGCCCUGGAUUAUGCCCUACAGGCUCGUCGGCUGGUCGAUGUCGAUCAGCCGUCAUUGGACGGUUUGCAGGCUCUGCUGCUCCUCUCGCAGACUUAUUUUGCCCACGGGUUGGGCAAGAAAGCCUACAUGACUUUUACCAACUGUGCCGCCAUGACUAUCGCCCUCGACCUCUACCGUGAACCCCCCAAGAGCCUCCCCACGUCGGACCGCGAGAUGCGCCGGCGGCUCUUUUGGGCCGUCUACAUCAUGGACCGGUUCCUGACCUGCGGCUCGCGACGGCCGGGUUUCAUUGCCGACCACUCGGUGGUGCUGCGCCUGCCGGCCUGGUCGCCGCACGCGGCCAGCCUCAGUGUCCCCGGCGAGCUGUUCAACACCGUGGGCCCCAACAUCCAAUACUCGACGGAUCCGCGGCGCAAACCGGCGGCCACGGCGUUGCUCAUCGACAUCACGCGCAUCCUCGGCAUCACCAACCGCUACCUGGCGGCGGGCGGCCCCAAGGGCGACUCGCACUUCCCCUGGCACGCGCUGUCCAACCUGUCCAGGAUCCGCCAGGCGCUGGACGUCUGGGCCACGGGCACGCAGGACGUCUUCGCCUCGGUCGAGGCCCUGUUCGGCCACCCGGAGAGCUCGAUCCUCCUGCUCAGCAAGCUCAUCUACCACCUCGUGCACUGCCUCCUCUACCGCCCGUUCCUGCCCAUCGACCUGCUCGAGCUGCGCGGCACCGGCCAGCACCAGUCGUGGCAGAUCGAGGCCACCCACCUGUGCUUCUCGCACUCCAACGCCAUCGCCGAGCUGGUCGAGCUGGCCCGCCGCGCCCCGCUCGUCGAGUGGCCCGCCUUCGUCGGCUACUGCGUCGGCACCGCCGGCACCGUCCACGUCCACGGCGUCCACUACAAGGGCCGCGACGGCGAGGAGGUCUUCUCGUCCAGCGCCGACUUCCUCGCCCGCGAGAUGCACCAGCUGACCUGGCUCGGCGCCUCCUGGGCCGGCGUCCAGCACCAGCGCGACAUGCUGCAGACCGUCUACGCCUGCCACGCCGACCUGGUGCGCACCCUAACCAGCAGCCCCAAGCGCUUCUCGCCCGCCGUUUUCCACCUCGAGGAUUUUCUGGACCGCUACCCAGGCUUGACCACGGAUGGAUCGCAUAUGCGUUUGGUGGAUAUGGACGAUCUACCCCAGUUCGACCACUCCCUCUCCUUCGAUAACAGCCACGCUUCCACUUCCACUUCGACUUCGACUUCGACUUCUGCCGCCGCCGCCGCCACCGGUGCUGGUCCAUCCAUCAUGACGCCCGGCGCACAGUCGCAAGCCAGUUCGACGCAUACCACCGGUGGGAGCGGCGACACCAGUGCCAGUGCCAGCGCUAGUGCCAGCGAAAAGGACCCGUUUCUGAAUCUGUUGGAGCAGCUCGCGGAGAACGAGCAGAAUGCGGCGGGGGGGCCGAGCGAGCUGGAUUUCUUCCUCGAGAUGGAGGAGAAGAGUUAG
Molecule: messenger RNA, 2112 nt
Organism: Aspergillus clavatus NRRL 1
Lineage: Eukaryota; Fungi; Ascomycota; Eurotiomycetes; Eurotiales; Aspergillaceae
Product: transcription factor domain-containing protein
Exons: 6
Coding region: 1-2112 (703 amino acids)
Biological process (GO): DNA-templated transcription; regulation of DNA-templated transcription
Cellular component (GO): nucleus
Molecular function (GO): DNA binding; DNA-binding transcription factor activity, RNA polymerase II-specific; zinc ion binding
Source: RefSeq, a predicted model, not a curated record